This is a messenger RNA of Drosophila willistoni, 850 nucleotides long. RefSeq lists its product as uncharacterized. Gene Ontology annotation, cellular component: glycosylphosphatidylinositol-N-acetylglucosaminyltransferase (GPI-GnT) complex. The transcript has 3 exons. Bases 100 to 774 code for a protein of 224 amino acids. The record is from RefSeq and is a predicted model, not a curated record. Gene Ontology annotation, biological process: GPI anchor biosynthetic process. Lineage: Eukaryota; Metazoa; Arthropoda; Insecta; Diptera; Drosophilidae.
AAAACAAUCAAAUUGUUUCGCUUUCCCGCUAAAUCUAGCUAUUUGCAUCUCUGACGUUCCAACAUUUGUUUUUUGAUUGUUUAUUGUUUUUAUAGCAAAAUGGAACCGCACAUGAAAAUAGCGAAUCACAAAUACUACAGCCGGCAUGCAAAAUAUGCAGGAAUCACAGAGGCAGAUUUGGAAUUGUGCAUUAGAAGCUAUGACAACGAUGCUGUAGUUCGUAUAGAAUUGUUUAACCGGCAAUUUGGUUCCCAGUGGCGUGAGCAACUGCAUCGAUUUUGGCUUCUCGUUGGCCUGAUUGCAGUCUACUUUGCCUGUGUGUGGACAUGCAGUUCCAGCGUUUGGCAGGUUUCCAUUUUAAUUUUCGCAAUGCUUAUGAUUAUGCUAGGAGGCUACAUUUUGCGCUCUGUACUAAAUUUAGUGCAGUCUGAGAAGCUGUUCUAUAGUUGGGAUUUGGCUCUGCAAACAGAAACCGUGCAUACGUUUGGCCGAAAGACAAUACAGUGUGUUCAGCGUGGUCAUCUGUACGACAUAGUAAUGAAUGAGGUGAUAGAAAAUCUGGAUGUGAAGUAUAUGUUAAUUAUGAGAACUAAAGGAGGAAUGUUUGAUCGGAAACCCAUAAUUCCAUUAUUUAACGCGCUGUCUCCUUCGUUUGAGUGCCUCCAGCACAUACAUCGCAUUUUACAUGGCCAUUCGCUGCAGAAUGAAAAUUCUAGCUUAGGUGAAACAAAUCAGGACUUUAGCAUCUCGAAACCUUCCUCGGCGGCAUCAUAGAGCUCUUCGAGCAUGUCCAACUGUAGAUUUAGGUUUAAUAUUGAAAAUUUAAAUAAUAAACUACUACAUAUUUAUA